AUGUUGACGAUCUUCUUACCUGUCGAUACUCCUCCGCCGUUGAUGGCCGGUCUGCCAACUGAUCCGGCCCCUCCAGUAUUUUAUUGGGUACCGACCAUUUUUAACCUCUGGUCACUGUUGCGACCAUCAUCAGGCGAUGCCUCGCUAUUUAUUGAUAUCCUGGGGAGGUUAGCGGAAGCACAAAUACAUUGUCCCUCAAAUGUUGGUUGGACCCAGGACCAAAUUCGACAGGUCUUCUCCGCGGGACUAGGAAACUUGAAUCUACCAGUGGGAAGCGGAACGAAUGGCCUAUCUACUGGAAAUAUGGGCAGUCCCGGUGUUGCAAGCUUAGGAGCAUUACUCAUGACUGGCUCUGGUGAUAUCUUUGGACAAAAGGGGGGUGUGGACCCGUUUGCGGCAUUCAUUGUUUGGACCAUGUUUCCCGAGAAUGGUCCGGAAGGGGAUGGUAACGUGCCGCCUCCACCUCAGACCAAAAGUAUGCAGCAUCUGGCGGAGAUGAUACAGGCUAUCGAAAGCUACUUCCACCCGUCGAAUUAUGGAAGAUGGUCGUUUAUGUUGACGAGACUCUUGCAAAUGUUGGCUUAUCAGUUCAUGAAAAGGCUCAAGCAAGAGUCUGAACCGGAUUGUAAGACCCCCGUGGCUUAUCGUAUCACCCCCGCCAUGCGAAAGGAAUUUGUGGUUCUUUUGCGACCAGUAGCCUACCUCUCAAUGUUUGGGAAGGAUCCGUUAUCUGUAAAUAGCACCCAUAGUGCUCUAAAAUACUUGGCGUGGAUUCAUCCAGAGUCUAUCCUUCCUGGGCUGCUAGACAGGAUCUAUCCGGCAUUGGAGACGUUAACAGAGAAUCACCGCACGAUUAGUUGCUUGGGAGCCUUGUACAAUGUGGUCCUUCCACUUUUUAAUCGCAAGCACUAUCCCCAAGGAGGCCGACACCUCCCAGCUCUCCUGGAUUUGGCUAUCCCAGGCAUUGAUGUAAAUGAUCCCACCAAGACCUCUGUCACACUCCUUUUCAUCCGUCAUGCGAUUGCAUGUACUCCACUAAUUGAUUUGACUAAGCGGAACCGAGGGCCCGGUGGACAGACCCAGCCAGCUGAUCGCCCAGUUAAUAUGAUCGAGGUGGAUAUGGGGGCUGAUCUUGCUGAGACUAGUGGCAUGGAUGUGGACGUGGACGAGGAAGAUGAGAUGUGUCGAAUGGGCACUGCUGUUUUCGAGGAUUGGAUUGGACGAUUCUUUGAGAGAGUCUUUGUCAUGUUUGAAAACUUGCCUCAACAACAUGGCAAUGUCAAAAGCAAAGGCUCUCUAGAGUCGUCGCUGAUUUUGAUAGUACAGUUCACUGGCGAGCUAUUAUUUACACAAAUGUCACCGGAUAUUGAAUCGAUUGCCUUGCGCAAAGUGAGCAAUUUUGUGUCCGAAAAUGUCAUUCCUAAUGCUACCAAAGCUAUUGGAAUGUUCUGUUCUGUAACUGGCGCCCCAGCAACCCGUCUUGCCACAUUUGUACCACUCUGCCGUGACCGCAUUCUGACUGAACUGGAGCAUGGGGCAGGUUCUCAACCUUCAUCCGCUUACUCCUCAUCGGGACACCCGUUUGGGUUUGCUGCCAUGUCAGAUGCCAGUUUGCAUUGGUAUCAAUGUAUCUUGUACAGUGUACUGAUCAAGAGCGGAAAGGACAUGCUGCAACACAAGGAUACGCUGUUGGAAAUCGCGCGAGAGACACUAGCGCGUACGCGUGCACGGAGGGGAUACAAAUGGGCCGGGAAACUGGUGAGGUUUAUGAUGCUGAAUGCGAGCACGAUAUACCCGCUCGAGGCGAGAAGUCAUGGGAAGCACGCGUGGAAUGAUCCUGAUUUUAUAAACAACAGUCACAAGUAUUGGGGAAUGCCUGGGGAUCCUCGUAACCUGGAUAUCGAUUGGCAUGUUCCCGACGAGGAGGAAUUAGCAUUCGUGGUGGAGCUCGUCACUGAGUUUGUUCCCCUUGCGCUCGAGAAAAUGACGACACUAAUUCGGGAGGCGGAGGCUGCCGGACAUCACAGAGACCAACGCGAGUUUUCAUCCGAGUUUCAAAGAUGGCUGUCGCUCUUGAGGAACUGCUUGAGGGGAAUGACUUGCCUGGUGCCACCUGCGAGCUGUGAAGGCAGAAUUGUGGACGCUAUGGAUGUUGAUGGCGACGCGCCAGCUGUUGAAGCGUACGAAGAGGACGACGCUCGUCAACGCAAGCGACCCUUGGCAGCCGCAUACUGUUUCUCUAAUCCGGACGAUCCAAGAUAUUCAACAGUUCAAAGGCUACGGGAUGACAUUGGCCGAUUUAUGAGGGACGCAUCCGUAUUUUUCCGCACUCACCAAGAGGAUGACACUGAAAGUGUAAAGCAGCUUUUGCGCUGCAUACAAAUCUACCUCACCGACCGUGGCACCAAUCGAAAUGCUUAUGAGAAUCUUGUCAGAUUGUACAAGUACAUGAAGAUUACUAUUGCAGGCAGCAAGGACCUUGCUCGCGGUCAUCUACCGCGGUACACUUUAAUCACCAGAGCGUGUACAAUUCAUGUUGCUAGAUUACAUUACAAUGCAUCGCAGCAGACGCGAAGCGAAAUAUCAGAUGCGGCUGUAGAGGAAAUUGUUUAUUGGUGUUUCGGAAGAUAUGCCGUGGUCAGGAAGGAAGCGCAGCGUGUAUUGAGUCCUGUCGUUCGGUGUUUCGGAGGAGGCUUGAAGAAGAGAGUGUUUUGGGAGGCUGUCAAAAUGGUGGAGAGUGCAGGAAAGUGGGAGCUGAUGAACGCAUUCUUGAGUCAAAAGCUCGAAAAACAUGUCCGUAAUGGCGGGGAGGGGGAGGAGGAUGCUGAUAGGAUGAAGGGUGCGCUUUAUGUCUUGAAGAGCUCCGCUAUGCUGGAUUUGUCAUUGAGGAACUAUGAGUUUUUGCGAGGAAUGUUGCUGGCUCUGACGCGAACGCAUGUUGCGGACAAGCCAUCUAUCCAGAAGAGGUGGACCCUUAUUUCCAAAGAAAUAUUGACCCAGUUCCAAGACAUUGCAAUUGGAACGGAUGUAUCGGUGAACGCUCAGAGUGCGGCUAAGAAACUAGUUGGAAGGGAGUCUGUGGCAGCGGAUGUUGAAAAGAGAAAGAAGCAGGCGUCAAACCGAUCACAUCGUGAUCGGGAGGAAUACAAGAGUAUGAUCUCUGAGUUGGUUGAUAUUUUAAGAACUGAAAGCCUUCCUGUGAGCUAUCGCACAAUGACUGUAACCUUUCUUGAACUGACGCUACGAGAGGAUGAACCUAUCCCCGUCGAAGUCACUCGGUUAGCAUUGACCGGUGUGAAUUCGGAAGAGCUCACAAUAAGAAAGAUUUCCCUGAAAUUGUUGAGCAAGAUUUUGGUUAUCAUUAAGCGAAGAGCAAAAGAGGUUGGCAAGACUCCGUCGAAUGAGUUCCGAAAAAGGGUGAAGGCUGGCCCCGGGGGUGUUAGUCCAGCGGAUACGCAAGAAUUUUUGCGAAAGAGUGUAGAAACGGUUCAAGGUGAUGACGCAUGGACCGCGACCGAAUUCCAGGACAGUUCAAACGUGGGAUGGUAUUGCUGGCCAGCCAAGUAUAAGAUCGUCAAGGGUGCUUCAUCGCGGACAAGUGAUACUGUACCAUACAAUGAUCUUGAUUCGCCAGAAACCAUGCAGCUGCUCUUGUCAGAACUUGCGUCGUCCGAAUUUUGGCGCGCCUUCUUCCGCUAUCGUUCUGAGGAAGCAACGUCACGCAUCAAUCCCUCUGAAGCCGCCCGGGGUAUCGCGCCCGCCGAGCGAUUUAAUCCUCACGCAGCAAUGUUCUAUCAGUGUGCUUUCACAAUCUUGGAAGACCGACCAGUAGCAUCCGUGCAACCCAUUUUAGAGGACUUGAUAAAGGAAAGCGGAGACAAAGCGAAACAAAGGGCGGUGGCCGAGGCGAUUGGGGGUAUAGUACGGGGCGCAAAAUAUUGGGACUGGAACAAGCAAGAAAAGCUCUGGCAGUGGGUGGGCAAAGUGAUAGCAAGUGGGUUGGCAGUCGCCAAUCCGGAAAGUUAUCUCUUAUGGAGCACGUCUAUCAGAUUCAUUUGUACUGGCCGCGAUCCUCGCCGCGUACGGCCUCUUCUCGACAUCAUCUUUUCCCAGACUUUUGACCCUGCUUCGCAGUCGUUCUUCACGGAAUCCAAGAAACUCAGCAACAUUCGAACUCUGUUCUCCAUCUUCAACUGGCGGCUUACCCCAGUUAUUGAUCCACUGCUAGAUACAUACCUCUCAGCCAUCCACCAUCCCUAUGAGCAGGUUAGACAGAAUUUGGGGGCAAGUAUAAACUCCAUGUUGCAAAUCAAGUGGUACGUUGGUGCACGAUCGGUUGAGGAUGUGGUCGCCCGAGUUAUCGACGGCUCUGCAGCGGUACCUACAAAGGUGGAUGACGAAGGCCAGGCUUUGAUGGAGAGAGUUGUUGGGGAAUUGAGGAAGUUGAGAGCAGAGGAGAAUGCGCAGGAAGAUGCGGUGGACUAUAAAAAUGCGGGAAUGACGGUAAUGUCGUGGCUGUCGGAUGCUAUCAUGACAUCGCGUGUUGCGGGACUGUAUCCUUAUCUUCCAUACCUGGUUCCCGAACUGUUGCAAAUGCAAGUGCAUGCCGAUCAGGACCUCCAGGCAAGCGCCAAAGCGGUUGCCCAAAUGUACGCCAACACACCCCAUCCGCAGGAAAUGGUACCCAAUACUGUGGAGAUGCUACUGAAAGCUGGUACCGAGGGGACUGUCACUGGUCGCGACUCGCCAUCAGAAUCAGCGACCAAACGAUGGCAGGUCCGCUGGCGGGUGCUACCGACACUGCAGGUCUUUUAUUUUAGACAUUUAUUCUUGCUGGAUGGAGAUGUGGUCAGAAGAGUUGUAGAAAGUGUAUCGAGAUUGUUAGAGGAUGCACAAGUGGAAGUCAGGCAGUUGGCUUCUGUUACUUUAUCGGGAUUGAUUAGAUGCUCGCAAAGGGAGGCGGUUUUGGAAUUGAAGACACGAUUUGAAGGUCAACUUUCUGCAAGUUCCCUUCCCCGACGGCGUAGAGGACAAGAACCUCCUACUUUGACAUCAGGUCAACAGCAGCAGCAACAGCUGUUGCUUGCAAAGAGACACGCGGCAGUGCUUGGGUUAUCCGCCUUGGUGCAGGCAUUUCCGUAUGAAGUCCCAAAGUGGAUGCCGGAUGUGCUUGUUCUCCUCGCGAGAAGUGUGGGAGAUCCAGCUCCUGUUGGGGUGUCGGUUCAAAAGCUCUUUUCGGAUUUCCGGAGAACCCAUCAAGAUAAUUGGCAUGAAGACAUGCUGGCAUUUACCGAGGAGCAACGUGGGGUUCUGUCGGAUCUGUUAAUUUCACCUAGUUACUAUGCUUAAAAGGAGGGAAUACGGAUGUAGUUUACUGCGAACGUUGAGAUAUCUUUUGCUGUGGAAUGUGGUGUAAACUCUGCAAUUAAUGCCAUACGGACGAGGCUGUCAUUUUUGACGGAUGAAGCAA
Molecule: messenger RNA, 5470 nt
Organism: Spizellomyces punctatus DAOM BR117
Lineage: Eukaryota; Fungi; Chytridiomycota; Chytridiomycetes; Spizellomycetales; Spizellomycetaceae
Exons: 13
Coding region: 1-5349 (1782 amino acids)
Biological process (GO): proteasomal ubiquitin-independent protein catabolic process
Cellular component (GO): cytosol; nucleus
Molecular function (GO): peptidase activator activity; proteasome binding
Source: RefSeq, a predicted model, not a curated record